ACUGGAAUGUAUUUGUCCAAUACCGCAUAGGGAGGCCAUCGCUAGUGGAGUAAAAAACGACUGAUCAUAAGGACGGUUGAUAAUUAAAAGAAAGUUUUGGAAAUAUUAACAAUCAAGUAAGCUAAGCAAGCGUUCAAAGGAAUGAACAGAAAUGUUGAGAAAGGAUGGCAAACUCAAAUUCGACCUAAUGAACGACAAAGUAUUGCUUUACAAAUAGCUCAGACCCUGAGGAUAAUCUCACCAUCCAUCUCAGAGGUUCAAUUAAUGAAUAUGGCACUUUCCUUCGAAAGGCAAGCAUUUGACGGAGCCAAUAGUAAGCAUGAAUAUUUGACGACUUGCAGUAAAAAAACGGCUCAACUAAGAGACCAAAUACGUGAGCAUUUGCAGGCCGCUCAAAUGAAGCAAGCACAGAAUUUUAGAAACAAUGGAAAUAUAAAUACUGUUCCCCAAGUACCCCCUGCUACUGCUGGAAGGAUGGCAACCAAUUCUAGAGUUCUGCCGCGUAUGCAAAACCAAACUAUGCCAAUGCAACCUGGAGGUGUACAACAACAAUUUGCUGGAAAUGUUAAACUUACGCCCCAGCAAAGACAACUUUUAUAUCAGCAGAGUCAGCUCCAACAACAGCAGCAACAACAACAACCACCGCCACCUCAACCUGUAAGUGAUACUACUCAAGGUCGUACUGCUCAACCUCGUGUUCCGCCAGCGUUCUCGCAACAACAAUUGAACAACCUUUGUGCCCAAAUAUCUACGUUGCUAGCUCGCACUGGAACUCCUCCUAUACCUUUGCAAAAACUGCAGAGUAUGCCACCUGCGAGACUUAUAUCACUUUAUCAAAAUCAAGUCCAAAAAUUUCGUUCACUUCAGCAAUUACAGCAACAACAAAAACAGGAUCAGCAACAGACGAAACAAUCAGGAAAUGCUCCUUUCAAUGCUGUUAAUAGUGCUGGCCAACCGUAUUCAAAUAUGGCUAACCAACAACAAACACAACCACAUGUUUCUCAGCAGCCACGCCCUGCAAAUGUUCCAAGUAAUGCCAGUGUUAGACAAAAUUUGGAAAUGCUUAAUAUACCUGUUCCAAAACAGUUGUUUGCUCAAAUUCCAGGAUUACCAUCAAAUAUUAAAUUAUGGAGGGAUGUAAUUGAACUUGGGAAAAAUCAGCGUUUAACACCUGAACAAGCGAAAGCAAUUGGGAUCCUUUAUCAGAAGCAUAUGCAAGUUUUACUACAGCAUCGACAAUUAAAAAUGCAAUCCGCACGUGUGAACCAAGCUUCUCAGACUCCGCAAGCUCCUGAAAAAUUUGGUAAUGUUCCUGUUGAUCCUGGUGUACCGGCUACAUCUCAACAGGCUUAUGCUCAGCAAAUGAGGAAUGCUAAUGUUACAAACCAAGCGGUAAACCCGCAAGGCGGUAAUAUCCCGCUGAACAUCGAUACCGUUCCUAAUUCUGCUAAACCAAAUUAUCAAAAUUAUGCACCUAGCACGGCGCGUGCAACUAGCCAGUCGUUGAAAUCAAAUGUAUCGCCUACUGACGUCCCCAACAUUGCUCCUUCGAAUGUUGAGCUAAACCCAACAUUCAAUGCUUCUGUUAGUCCUCCAUCUUAUCCUUUAAAAUCAUCAGAUGUCCCAAGUGGUCCUCCGGUAGCUAAUCAACCUGCAGAAAAGCCUUUUGCAAACCCAAAUACUUCCGGAAAUGUAAGCGCCUAUAUUGUACAGCAGCUUUUAGAAUCCGGAGGAACUAUGGGACAACAAAAAAUGACAGUUCGAAUUCGUGAGUUAACGGAAAGAGUGAUGCAUUCUAUGAUCAGACCUAUUCCGUUAGAACUUCCCCAUGACCAAAAAGUUAUAAUUGCUGAACUUGUGAAAUCCGCCUAUCCAAUGUUUAGUAGGACGAAUCAGUUGAUAUAUUUAUUUUACUGCCUUACUGCUAAUGAAGAAGCCACUGUACAAUUAAUACAAAUGCGUCAUAUUUUUAAACUACAGUUAGAAGGUCUACAACAAGGUGUCUUUACCAGCACACCUCAAAUGAUGGCAAAGAUUAAAGAAAAAACGAGCCGUUACUUCGCAUAUGUGAGAACCCAGUUAAUCAGACUGCAUCAUGAAGUUAAGGUAAACGGUCAAAGUUUAACCGCUGCUUUGGCUCAGAUUUCAACGUCAAUGAGAGGUUCCUCUGCUCAACAGCAGCAUCAACAACAACAGCAACAACAGAGGAACCAAAAGCAGCCUCAGGCUCAGCAUAUUCCUCCACAAUACCAGCGCAAUGCUGGUAUGCAACCACAGAACGAAUUUAUAAAUAAAGCUCAGACCGCCUCUUUGCCGUCACAAGUACGAAACGUACCAAAACCACCUAAUGAAUCUAAUUUGGAUGAACAUCAGCUUAAUCUAAAUGUUUUGACUAAAGCUCAGCAGGAAGCUCAAUUGAAAGAAAAGGCAAUAUCUGAAGUCAUGAAGCAUAGUCUUAGACCUGAAGAUCUGAAGUUACCUAUAGGAAAGAGGAAGAAGCUUGAGCAUGCCUCACCCCCGGCUAAUAUUCCUACCACGCAAAAGCCUUCUCUCAGAACACCUGAAGGGAGUACCAUGGUUGUAGACGAGACUCCGGUUUCAAGUUCAAUGGUGAAUGAUGGGUUUAAUGAUACCUUGGCAAAAGGAUCAGAUUCGUAUAAAGCCAGAGAGGAAGCCACUGCGAAUCCGCUUAAAUAUGCUAUUGAUGCGUUUGUAACACUUGAUCAUGAAGAUGAAAUUUCGGCUGUGAAGAGUGGUUUAACACCAAAUUCGGCAAUCAAAACUCCUCAGUCAUUCUUCAUUCCUUCUUCAACGCCUGAUCUCAAUGCUGGCAAGAAUUCUUUGAGUCCAGCUAAUAUUUUAACUUUGGAAGGCAAAUUUACAUAUGAUGAUGAUGCUGAAUUAUGGGCCGAUGGUAUUCAAGAUAGUAGUGCGGGAAAUGAAGUAACGAAAGCUGCUGAUGGUGGAAUGGAGAUGGAUGUGAAGGAUGUGUCAAUGGAUGCAGAUUCUGCUUAUAAAAUCCCGGAAGAAGAAUCAUUUGUUAAGUUAACUGAUAAUGAAAAUGAUCCGUGGAAUGAUUUUAUUCGAGAAAAGCAAUUAACAACUAAGCGGAAAGAAAGAGGAGAGGAUAUAAAUGAAUUUACCUCUAUGAAUCCCUCGAAUAUAUGGCAGGUUGUAAUAUAAGUGUUAGCACGAUGACCGUUACUUGAUUUAGUUUCAUGACAAUUCUUGGAGUUUGUUAAGGCAAACCCAUUCACGAUGGUAAAGAAAAAAAAAAUCAAAUAUUUAUAAACAUUUACAACCUUUUAGAUGAAAAAAUAGAAGGCUCCCUAACUAUGCCAAGAGGUUGUUUAUAUAUGUUUCAAGUGCUUAAGUUUAGUAAAUGUUAUGUUGGUAAAGAAUGCUUUUGCAGUAUUUAAUUUAUUUUUUGUUACUAUUCUCUUUCCAUGAGACGAAUACCCAGGCUCCUCAUUUCAAAAUUAGACAAUACUUAUUCAGCAUUUCUUUCUAUAUUUGAUUUUGAUAUAUGUAUAAACAAGUCAGUUGGCUCAAAGACUACGAAAGAUUGACGUUCAAUUUCGUUUACUUUAUUCAGUGUAAGGCGCUCGUUCGCUU
Molecule: messenger RNA, 3615 nt
Organism: Schizosaccharomyces octosporus yFS286
Lineage: Eukaryota; Fungi; Ascomycota; Schizosaccharomycetes; Schizosaccharomycetales; Schizosaccharomycetaceae
Product: mediator complex subunit Med15
Exons: 3
Coding region: 142-3183 (1013 amino acids)
Biological process (GO): regulation of transcription by RNA polymerase II
Cellular component (GO): mediator complex
Molecular function (GO): transcription coregulator activity
Source: RefSeq, a predicted model, not a curated record